Molecule: messenger RNA, 1512 nt
Organism: Condylura cristata (star-nosed mole)
Lineage: Eukaryota; Metazoa; Chordata; Mammalia; Eulipotyphla; Talpidae
Gene: CHCHD7
Product: coiled-coil-helix-coiled-coil-helix domain containing 7
Exons: 5
Coding region: 181-438 (85 amino acids)
Source: RefSeq, a predicted model, not a curated record
GUUUGGAGCUGGAGACGGCCUGGGUGCUGGCGAAGUGGCUGUCCGAGGUUCGCGACUCUUCCUCACCCCUUACUCCUCUCGGCGCUGGAGGAGGUGGGAGCUAGGUGUGUUCACCUACGCCCGUGGCCGCCCUUGGACGGAGUCCGGCAGCAUCGCGGAAGGCGCAAGAAGAGUCCUAGGAUGCCUGUGGUAGCACGGAGACUGAGAGAUCCUGACAUAAAUCCUUGCUUGUUGGAAUCAGAUGCUUCUACCAGAUGUAUGGAUGAAAAUAACUAUGACAGAGAACGGUGUUCUGCUUACUUCUUGAAGUACAAAAACUGCCGAAAAUUUUGGAAUUCUGUCAUGCUCCAGAGAAGACAGAAUGGAGUGAAGCCACCUAUGCCUACAGCAGUGGAAAGAAGCGAAAUUUUGGGAGCAAUGGGAAAGAUGCCCUACUGAAUGUUUGCAUUGAAAUUGUUUAUAUAAUUUAAAAGAACAUGAAUAUUUUAAUAAAUAAUUAAUGUAAUCUAAGACCUUAGCAUAAACUUUUCAGGGGGAGACAAAGUUAGCCUGUGGCUUUUAUGUUUGUUCUCAGUACCAUAAUGGUAAUAUGCUUCUGCUGACUGUGCUGUGCUACUCAGUUUACAUUACUUCCUGGAGGUAAGGGAGUGUUUGACAGGCUACAUGAAGAGUUGAGCUGAGUGUUAUAGGCUACAUGAAGGGCUGAGCUUUUCUGCUGGGUUUCAAAAGAAAAGGAAGAUAUGAACAAGUAACAAACUUAUUAGAGAUGAGAGGAAGGCUUUGUUUCCAAAAAUGGGGGAAUGUUGUAAACAACGAUGGGAUGGAAGGAAAGUGUGAACCAGAUGUGGACUUAGCCUGUAGACUUUUCCUCCCAAGUUCUAAGUGUGUGGAGGAGUGAUAGGGAUUUGGGAAGGUAAAUCCCAGACUAAAAAAAAAAAAAAAAAAUCCCAGACUCAUUUCUAAACUUUCCAUUACUAUUCAGCUUUUUAGUUCCAAUAAGGUUAGUACAUUAACUACUCAGGAAAUCUAGUAAUGUUAUCUUAAGUAAGUAUUCUGCAAAAGAGCUGGUGUUCUUUAAGGAAAAGUUUAAAGGAACCUAUGACUGAAAUUCAGAGAUACUAGAUAACAACUCAGUUCUUAAACCAUAGUAGUAAGAAAGAAAGUGAUUCUCUUACAAGUAGUAUUGAUUUUAUCUGCAAGAUACCAAAUUAGGGUGUGGUGAACUCAAUCCUGACAUGAGAGUAGAACUUCAUUUUAUGAUACAAAAAGAAUACUCAUUACAGUGACAGGGAAUAUUGUGUAGCAGUUCUCAUACUGCCAUUUUAAGUUGUUUCAUGUACAGAAUAGUUUUAUAGAAGAUAUUAUUUAGUAAAAUUUAACAUAUACUUAUAAUGAAAAUGAGUAACUUGUAUACCUUCCUUAAUCUGAUCAUCUAUCAAGAAUAUUUUUCCAGGGCCCUCCCUGGUGGUGCAAUGUGUUAAAGCACAGAACUGUGAAGCUAGCCACAGCCAC